AUGAGGUCGACAAGCUUCGUCGCCAGCUGCCUGGCCGCCGUCUCGAGCUUCGCAUGCGCCGAGCUCAACCACUCCAAGCCAUUGCUCUCCAAGCAGGUGCUCCCGGGCACCUUCACCCCUCCCCAGGUGUUCAAGAACAACAACCUGGUCCGGAACAUCAACCUCGACAAGUCGUACCCGCGCGAAACCAUCAACAUUGUAAUCGAGAAUGUGGACGCGAAACCCCAAUCCGAGUACUACCUGCCAUUCGAGUCGAGCUUGCUGGCGAACAUUGGGGGGUUUGAAGUAAGAGACAAGAAGGACGCCAGCAAGGGCAUCUUCGAUGUCGAGGUUGUGGGAUACGAUGCGGACAGCUCCACCGAGUUCUACAAGAUCCACCUCCCCGAGCCCCUGGCACCCCAGGCGCAGCAGACCAUCAGCAUCACCUACGCCGUCCUCUCCUCCCUCCAGCCCGUGCCCGCGCAGAUCGCGCAGACGGACAAGCAGUACCUGCAAUACACCUUCAGCGCGUACACGCCCUCCGCCUACCUCACCGAGAAGCAGCGCACCAAGCUCAAGUUCCCCACCAGCGAUGUGCCCGACUACACCUCCCUCCCCGCCGAGCUCAACGAGGAGCAAAAGGCCGACCCGCAGAAGCAGGGCUCGUCCUUCACAUACGGCCAGUACACCAACGUGCCAGCCGGCGCACAGCAGCCCGUAAGCGUGCGCUACGAGUUCACCAAGCCCCUCACCCACGCCACCCUGCUGGAGCGCGACCUCGAGGUUUCGCACUGGGGCGGCAACCUGGCCUCCGAGGAGCGCUACUGGCUGGUCAACCAGGGCGCUGGCCUCAAGAACCACUUCUCGCGUGUCGAGUGGCAGAAGCAGUCCUACAUGAAUCCGCCCACCUUCGCGCUCAAGGGCCUCAGCUUCUUCCUGCGCCCCGGUGCCGUGGAUCCGUACUUCACCGACGACAUUGGCAACGUCUCCACCUCCAAGUUCCGCUCCGGCAACAAGGAGGCGCUGCUUGAGUUGAAGCCCAGAUACCCCGUCUUCGGCCAGUGGAAGUACAGCUUCCGCGUGGGCUGGAACGCCGAGCUGGCCACAUACCUGCGCAAGCUCUCUGCUGGCGAUACCUAUGCGCUCAGGGUCCCCUUCCUCGAGGGCCCUCGCGCCAAUGAAGGCGUCUCGUACGCUCGCGUCAACCUCCGCGUCAUCCUCCCAGAGGGCGCUACCAACGUCAAGUUCCAGACCACCGUGCCCAUUGUUAGUAAUUCGACAAGCCUCCACAGGACCUUCAUGGACACGCUCGGCCGCACCACGCUCGAGCUGACUGCAAUCAAUCUGGUCGAUGACUUUAGGGAUCGCGAUCUCGUUGUGACGUACGACUACCCCUGGACUGCGGGCUACAGGAAGCCGGUCGUCAUUACGCUCGGCAUGUUUGCACUGUUCUCGGCCAUCUGGGUAUUGGGCAGCAUCGACACGAGCAUUGGAAAGAGCAAGAAGGCGUAG
Molecule: messenger RNA, 1491 nt
Organism: Parastagonospora nodorum SN15
Lineage: Eukaryota; Fungi; Ascomycota; Dothideomycetes; Pleosporales; Phaeosphaeriaceae
Exons: 2
Coding region: 1-1491 (496 amino acids)
Cellular component (GO): membrane; oligosaccharyltransferase complex
Source: RefSeq, a predicted model, not a curated record